Cooperia oncophora is the source of this 434-nucleotide messenger RNA. The record is from the annotation of a GenBank genome assembly. Lineage: Eukaryota; Metazoa; Nematoda; Chromadorea; Rhabditida; Trichostrongylidae.
AUGAGGCUCAUUCUGCUUCUGCUCUUCUUAGCUGUGGCGACCCACGCAGGUUUGCUGGAUCUUGGCAAAGUCAAAGAAUUCUUCAAAGGAGGAAAUCUCGGCGAAAAAAUUAAAGCCGCAACACUCUCGAAGUUCAAAAAGCUUUUCGAAAAGACUGGCGUUCUUUCACUUGGCAGCAAAUUGACUGAGUUGAGAAGUAAGAUGAUGAAAAAGCUUCAACUAUCGAAUGAAAAGAAAGCAGAAAUUGAUCGCAAGCUCAAGGAAAUUGAGGAGAGACGAGAUGAUACCGUUGAAGACUUGAAAGACACGAUAUUCGAAAUCAAUUCUGAAAAGAACGUCGGCAAAACUCUUUUCCAGAGUGAUAUCCUACUGACAAAGAGGCAGCAAGAAGAAGUAAUGGAGGCCGUCGAAGGAAAGUCCGCUCGAUCUAAGAG